AGGAUGAGGGCGGGCUCGGAGGGCAGCGGGGAGGGCGAGGGGCUCUCCAGCCUGCGGGCCUUCGCCCACAGCUCCUCGCUGCACGGCAUCAGCCACGUCUUCGCCUACGGGGCCGUGUCGCUGCGCCGCGUGCUGUGGGGCGCCUUCUUCCUGGGCUCGCUGGGGCUGCUGCUGCUGGUCUGCGCCGAGCGCGUCGCCUACUUCCUCACCUACCCCCACGUCACCAAGCUGGACGAGGUGGCCGCCCACAACCUCACCUUCCCGGCCAUCACCAUCUGCAACCUCAACGAGUUCCGCUUCUCCAAGAUCACCCGCAACGACAUGUACCACGUGGGCGAGCUGCUGGCGCUGCUCAACGACCGCUACGAGAUCAGCAACCCGCAGCUGGCCGAGCCCCACGUCCUGGCCGCCCUGCGCGACAAGGCCAACUUCAAGAACUUCAAGGCGAAGCCCUUCAGCAUGGCCGAGUUCUACAACCGCACCGGCCACGACCUGGCCGACAUGCUGCUGCAGUGCUCCUUCCGCGGCGCCAACUGCACCGCCCGCAACUUCACCGUGAUCUUCACCCGCCUCGGCAAGUGCUACACCUUCAACUCGGGGGGGCCAGGCCGGGAGGUGCUGACCACGCUGCAGGGCGGCGCGGGGAACGGCCUGGAGCUGAUGCUCAAUGUCCAGCAAGAGGAAUACCUGCCCGUCUGGGGGGACACGGACGAGACCUCCUACGAGGCGGGGGUGAAGGUGCAGAUCCACAGCCAGGAGGAGCCCCCCUUCAUCGACCAGCUGGGCUUCGGCGUGGCGCCCGGCUUCCAGACCUUCGUGUCCUGCCAGCAGCAGCGGCUGGUGUACCUGCCCCCGCCCUGGGGGGACUGCAAGGCCACCCCCAUCGAGUCCGACUUCUUCACCAACUACAGCAUCACCGCCUGCCGCCUGGACUGCGAGACCCGCUACCUGGCCGAGAACUGCAACUGCCGCAUGGUGCACAUGCCGGGCAACGCCAACGUCUGCACCCCGGAGCAGUACAAGGAGUGCGCCGACCCCGCGCUGGACUUCCUGGUGAAGAAGGACAGCGAGUACUGCGCCUGCCGCACGCCCUGCGCCAUGGUGCGCUACGGCAAAGAGCUCUCCAUGGUGAAGAUCCCCAGCAAGGCCUCCGCCAGGUACCUGGCCAAGAAGUUCAACAAGACGGAGCAGUACAUCGCGGACAACGUGCUGGUCCUGGACAUCUUCUUUGAGGCCCUGAACUACGAGAUGAUCGAGCAGAAGAAGGCGUACGAGGUGGCGGGGCUGCUGGGCGAUAUCGGGGGGCAGAUGGGGCUCUUCAUCGGCGCCAGCCUCCUCACCAUCCUGGAGAUCUUCGACUACCUGUACGAGGUAUUCCGGGACAAACUCCUCAGCUUCUACAAGGAGAAGAAGAGGACCCCCCGGAGCGACAGCAGCACCCUGGAGCAUCCAGCGGUGCCAGGCAGCCCCGCUGCCCCGCUCCCUCCGGGGCCCAGAGCGCCCGUCGCCCCCUGCGCUGCCACGCGGACGGUCUCAGCUUCGCCCCGAACGUGCUACCUCGUCACCCGGCUCUAG
Molecule: messenger RNA, 1575 nt
Organism: Gavia stellata (red-throated loon)
Lineage: Eukaryota; Metazoa; Chordata; Aves; Gaviiformes; Gaviidae
Gene: ASIC3
Product: acid sensing ion channel subunit 3
Exons: 11
Coding region: 4-1575 (523 amino acids)
Biological process (GO): sodium ion transmembrane transport
Cellular component (GO): membrane
Source: RefSeq, a predicted model, not a curated record